Bradysia coprophila is the source of this 1236-nucleotide messenger RNA. RefSeq names its product serine beta-lactamase-like protein LACTB, mitochondrial. Gene Ontology annotation, molecular function: peptidase activity. The record is from RefSeq and is a predicted model, not a curated record. Lineage: Eukaryota; Metazoa; Arthropoda; Insecta; Diptera; Sciaridae. Gene Ontology annotation, biological process: proteolysis; regulation of lipid metabolic process. Gene Ontology annotation, cellular component: mitochondrion.
AUGAGACUGACUAUAAAUCUCACUCUUGCAACCAUUAUACUACUGCCUUGUGUGUUGGGCGAUAAUGACAGGAAUCAAACAACAGCUGCUGUGCUGAUGGCACGCGAACUAGUCAAAAGUUUUCUCAAUGGCACAGUAAAUGGAUUGACUCCAGGUCUUGUGAUUGGUGUAUCAGUCAAAGGUGAACAGAAAUGGUUAGAAGGAUUUGGUUUGGCUAAUAUAGAAAACAACGUAACGAUGAGCAGUGAAGCGGCCAUGCAAAUAGGUUCAAUUACCAAAUCGUAUACAGUUGCGGUAGCCUCUCGAUUGUUGGACAACGGAAAAUUAAGCUUUGAUGCACCAAUCAGGGAAUACCUAUCAUACGAUGAUCUACCCGAUAAAAUGUGGAAUGACAGAGUCGUGAACAUCACUUUGAGGCAACUAUUUCAGAUGACGUCGGGUUUUCCAGCAGGACCUUCAGAGGAGGAGUUAGGAACCUGUCUCCGGUGUAGGAAUCAGACGGGACGUUUGGCUUUCGUGAGAGAUAGAGAUCUUGAAUUUGAACCUGGUACAAAUUUUACUUAUUCCAAUUACGGCACUGAAUUGGCUGGAGCCGUUAUCGAGAAAGUUCUACAAAAUAAAACUUUCAACGAUGCAUUUACGGAAAUGGUAAGAGAUAUUUUAAGGUUGAACAACACCGCCAUGAUCAACACCACACUGGUAACCCCGAAUCUCGCUUCCUUUUAUACAACUAACAUGGAAACCGUUUAUAAUAGUGGCAUGUGGAACGACAUUUUUCUAAACGACUUUCAUGCUGCAGGUGGUAUCAUUUCAACCAUAUCAGAUGUAUUAGUCUACGGUCAGGCAUGGCUAGAUGCGUAUUACGGACGCGGUGAACAUUUCCUCAAACAGUCAACCGUAAAGGAGGCAUGGACUCCGAGCGGCGUAACUCCUUCUCCUUAUGGACUUGGUUGGGUGAUUCAAAACGUUACGGACAACAGACCUAGUGGUAAUCAGGUAGUUUGGCAUAAUGGAGGCACAUUAGGUUGUCGGUCGAUACUUGCGAUAUAUCCGGAAACAGAAGUGAUUGUCGCUGCUUCAGUUAAUUUGGUCGAAAGCCCUAUCGAUCUAUUUGUACUGGAAGGUGUUAUCGCCGAUCUGUUUGCCAAUAUUACACGAAUGGAUACAUCAUUUACUAAUGUCAAGACAGCGAAUGUUAAGAGUUCAAAUUUCGAGUGGAGGAAGACAAUUUUUUAA